AUGGACUCUCAGAGGAUUCUUGUCCUCGGGGCAACAGGUGGCUCAGGCCUCGCCUUUGUUGAACAGGCCCUUUCGCUUCCAAACCCACCUCACCUGACGCUCUACGUCCGCACGCCUUCCAAGUUGCCAUCAGAGUUCCAAUCUCAGCCUGGUAUCUCUAUUGUUGUUGGCGGUCUCUCUGACUUUGAGACCCUCGACUCUGUCAUGAAAUCACAAUCAAUCACGACCGUUGUCUCGUUCCUAGGCGCUUAUUUUUCGGCCUCUGCUAUCAUCUUCCGUCCCAAGGAAACCCCAAUUGCAGAUUCGUUCCCGACCAUCAUUCGUGCUAUGAAAGCGAAUAAUGUCUCACGGCUAAUCGUCUUGUCGACGGCUUCCUUCUGGAUCACUGGGAAGGAUAUUUCCACAUGGGGCCUGUCUAUUUUCGGCGUGAUGCCCAAAAUUUUCGUACCUCAAGGAGAUGCAGAGAUGGUGCGAAUCGCAGAAGUAGUGAGCCGAGACGCCGCCGAACAGGACUGGACUAUAUUCCGAGUUCCCCAUCUGACAGAUGGACCUUCAGACCUCCCUGUCUGGGCGGGAUACGCAGGGCCGGGACACCGUGGCGGUUUGAAUCUCUCUCGGAGAAGCCUUGCGAUGUGGGUACUGAAUGAAAUCUCGGAGCCAAAAUGGAUCCGCCAAGCACCUUUCUUGGGAAAUUAUUAG
Penicillium riverlandense is the source of this 699-nucleotide messenger RNA. RefSeq names its product NAD(P)-dependent oxidoreductase. The transcript is spliced from 2 exons. The record is from RefSeq and is a predicted model, not a curated record. Lineage: Eukaryota; Fungi; Ascomycota; Eurotiomycetes; Eurotiales; Aspergillaceae. The coding region runs from base 1 to 699 and encodes 232 amino acids.